Prorocentrum cordatum is the source of this 1423-nucleotide messenger RNA. Lineage: Eukaryota; Dinophyceae; Prorocentrales; Prorocentraceae. The record is from the annotation of a GenBank genome assembly.
AGUUAUUUUGGCUCAGCUGUCGAGCACAGCGCGUGGAUAUUGAACAAAUCCCUUGUACACUGCAACUGCGCGUGCUGUGAAACCUCUACACUCGACAAUGUUCGGCAGGAUUGCCUCUGCGCUGGCCUGGCUUGCGUUCGCGCGGGCCCUCACGGGUCAGCAGGCCCAAGAUGCCGCCACGAAGCGUGGGGCUUGCGAUUGCCUCAAUUGGGCAGGGGUCUAUUACGACCAUCUUGCCAUGUGCGGCCGCGGCAAAGAGCUUCAUUUUCUUUCAAAAUACGGGUUCACUGCUGCCUAUGCCGCCACCGAGCCCAUCGCUGGCUUGCCUCACAAGGUCUGCAACGAUUUUUUCAAGAAUUUGAAGAACAACUCUUGCGUCAACGUUGACUUGUUGGCGCUGAGCGAUGAGGCUGAUAACGCGGUGGCCAUGGGCGAUGAUAACAUGACCGACAAGCAGUGGUGUUACGUGUCCAACGAUUGCCCCGUGGCCAGCCUGAACGGGGGCGAUUACGCCACCAACAUGAUGGGCUUCCAGCUCGGUGGGUGGAACAACCUCGCCAGCACGAGCAACUUGUCCUGGAAGAUCUGCGAUCCGGUCGCUGACGCGAGCUACAUGUUGAAGUACAAGACGGUCCAGGAGUUGAUCGACAUCGGCACGGAGAGCGACGUCGGCUUGUCCCGACUUAUUCGGUUGGCUUACCCCGUCGUGGCAAUCACAUGGGCCGAGGUGAGCUUUAAAAUGCAAGCCAUCAACGAUGCUUGGACGACUGGUGCCGACCUGGCCACCCUGGUCGACGGACUUCCGGUUCCGCCCGCCACCUUCACCAGGGCCGCGGAGGUGCACACGACGAUCAGCGACAUCAUAAAAUCUGGGCAGGCUACGAUCCUCGACACGCCGGGUCACGGGGACAAUUUUCACGUGAUCAAAGGCCGCGAGGCGUGGAGCGUAACAAGGAACGGGCUGGGCAACAUGAUCUACCUCAGCGGCCACUUCUCAAUGGAGUUCGACGUGACCUGCCUCAUGGGCUGUGCCACCACCCGCCUGGAGGCCCUCGACCUGGAGACGCAGUGAGCGGGGCGGCGCCCUCUGUGACUGCUGGCGGCAUGCCAGCUCGCAUCUGGCCGGGCGGUUUGGGUGGCCCAGGGUCGAGCAGCACUCGUGCCUGCCUCUGCAAUUCCUUGCCCCAUCUGCUUUGAGUUGGCCCUGGGAGACAGUGUGCAUUGUCCUGGGCCUCCUGCCAAUUCGCGUUUGACUCCUGCUGGCGCUUGUCCGACUCGAAAAGAAUGACCGUUCCCGGGCUGAGAGGUCGUGGUGCUAAUGUGUGCCGUCAGCAUAUGCCAGAGCCGCCUACUGGCAAGGGGGCACGCUGCUCGGUGGAAGUACGCAUCGCGCGAAGGUGCCAGGCAUGCUUGGAGGAUGGAG